GGAGAGCGCACGGAGAGUUUACGAGCACGCAUGGGGGUCCCUCCCUUCCAGGCUGUCCGUGGCCUCCUCGCCUCGGCGGGCAGCUCCGAGACUCUGCCAAACCUUCCUGAUCCCCCAUUUCCCUCUCUCUACCUUUCCUCUGAAGAAACAACCCGGCGUUACGUCAGAAAGUGCAGGGCAAGCAAGACAGCGUCUUAGGAGCUAUUCGUAGGCAUUGCUGCCAAACCCGGCUUGGGGCUGCUCACGAGCUCACUGCAGCCAAUGCAAUUUACAAAUCCAACACUUUUAAACCAGCAGCAGUAUGUGGUAAGUCAAUUAUUAAUUCAUACUGUUUUAUUUACCGCUGGGAUUUUUUUUCUCACAGCUUUCUUCACAUGACAGGUCUCUGUUGCUGGCACAAUUGCGCAAAAAAAAUCAACAGUGUAAACGGUGUAAAGAUAAAAAAAAAAAAAAGUAGGCUGGUUUACCCUGUAGCCUCACUGAAAACACCAUGACAUGAUGAAGCGACAGAGAUUUUUUGACGCACAGAGAUUUCUGCAGCAAUUUUUGUGUUUGAUUCUUUGCUGAUCUCAAAAACAACAUGCCCCACGCUCGAAAUAGGAACCCUAGCCCCAUCCCAGAGGUAACAUGGGACACGGGAUUGAAGGAGAUGAACGAGACCUGGAAAGGAGCUAUUGCCUGUCUCGGGGUGGCCGUCUUCUUCGUAAUGACCAUCGGGAUCAUAUACUGGCAAGUGGUGGACCAGCCCAACAAGAACUGGAUCCUCAGGGGGACUUUUAGCGGACUGAUCUGGGAGAGAAGAACCCACUCGCUGGUCAUACAGACCCUGACGGAGGACAAGACCUAUGUGGAGAUAGACGUCGGGAACGUGGGGAACCCCGACAUCGAGGUUCCCUUCGUGAGGAACCUGUGCUGGCUGAACAAAACGGAGUUCUGCUAUACGUGGGACUCGGUGGCCGAGGUGAAGAUCUCGCUGGAAGUGAAUGAGGAGACGGAGACGGAGUGUUACAGUAUGACUUGGGCGCCGGUGCACUGUCAUGUGGAGCUGAAGGACUGCUUCUCCAUGACCAACGUGUCCUGGUAUGGUGGAGCCAGCGUCCGGGGUCAGACGUGGCCGAUCAAUGAUCAGAACGCCACCAUGCAGCCCUUCAUCGUCAGCGACCUGAGGGACAAUCCCUCAGGCUUCGGCUCUGCCCUGGAACGCUACUUCCUGGGUUCGUCAGGUGUUGCAGUUCUCGUGUCUCCUGAUAUCCCCCUGCAGCUCGGGGUGGACAGCAGACAGCAGUUCUGCCUGCAGUCGCUGCCCAGCAUGGAGCGUCUCCCUCUGCAGUACACCGUGUGCGUGGCCCACAAUGUGAAAGCCGCUCACCAGGAAGCCAUGCAACAGCUCUCCCAGCCCGACAGGGAGCUGCCCAACAUGAAAGCGCUCUGGCUGCCGUUCUGGAAGCUGCUCACCAAUGUGGAUUCGGGCCCGAAGGUGGAGAGGGAGCUGAGGAUCUUCUCUAAUCGUCUGAAGAGACACCAGCUGGGGGAGGGAGUCAUCAGCCUCAAUGAACAUUCCACCACCCUCCUCUCUGAUAUGGACCAUGACUACCUCAACAUCAGGAAAAGGGGGAUGUCCAAGAGACUGACCAGGGACCUCCCACUUGUCAAGCUUCUUAACAUUUCCAUCACCCUGUCCCCUUUCCUGGGCGUGGACACCACGCAGUUCCACACCUCCCUCAUGGACGGCACUGAGGCCUAUUGGCUCAGUCUCCCCUCAGCCCCUCAGGGACAGCUGAUCCCUGUGAUGAGUCAGUGGCGAGGAAAGUUCUGUGUAAAGCUGAACAUCACCAACCCAGGAGCAGUAAGCUGGUUCCUGGACAGAGUGGGUUCCCUGCAGGCCCAUUUGGGGAUGGAAUACAUCAUGCUGGAGGGGGGCGAAGGGAACCUGUUUAAGGAGCAGGCCCUGCGGCCACCGCAGGCUCUAGGUGGAGACAAGUACAUCAGCCUGCUCGCUGACCUGGCCACACGGAUAGGAGACUCUACCAUCAUGACAGCAGGGACACGGUCGAGCCACAAGCCGCUGUUUGUGAGAAUGACCCCCUUGCAGUCCGAUUGGAGCCCAAUGGGCCUGAAGGGCAUCAUUCCCUCCCUGCUGCACCACACUCUGCUGGGAUACAACUUCCUCAUUCCUGAUGCAGUAGGUGGCUCUCUGUCUGGAGACCUGGUCACAGAUGAGGAGUUGUUCAUCCGUUGGUUGGAAAUCGCAGCCUUUCUCCCCGUUAUCAGCUUCCACACGCCUCCCUGGAUCUGCGGAGAGGAUCGGGUGUUAAACCUCACUCAGACCUACAUAGCAAAGCACCAGAGGGAUGUGGUCCCGCUGAUAGAAAAGUAUGCAGAGGAGUGGCAGAUGACGGGAAACCCCAUCUACCGGCCGAUGUGGUGGCUCAGUCCCAGCGACCCCAUGACCUUCACCAUCGAUGACCAGUUCCUCAUCGGAGACGAGGUCCUGGUGGCACCAGUGGUGGAGAAGGGGGCAGUGAAGAGGGAUAUUUAUUUGCCUGAUGGGGGCUUUCAGUGGCAGGACAGCCAGAACGCUCAGGUGUUCGAUGGGGGGACGUUCCUACAGGACUACCCUGUGCCCUUGGAGGAGGUGGCCGUUUUCUUACGGAGAAGCUGAGUUACAUAAAUGAUCCACCGAGUCACCUGACUCAUCCUGUUACUGUUUUGAAUCAAAUUCUUUUUUUUUUCUUUUUUUUUAUUAAUACUCGUGCUGUUCUCAACUUGCACUUUUCCACUAAAGACCAUUGACCCUGUCUCAAGGCUCUGUCUUGAGAUAAUAUGUAGAAAGAUUUUUUAUACUUGCACUUUACAGUUCAAAUUUAUUUGUAUUUUUUUUCCUUUGUGACUAUUUUUUCUUCCUUUUUUAAAAAUGUUAAUUGGUUUUACCUCUUGGCUGAUUUGUUUCUGGACUUUUUCUGCCUUUUUUUGUGUGUGUAUGUAACUUCCAGAGAAAUCUGUGUGUUUACAUACUGCAUUUCUACAGUCUUUAAAUUUUUAGUUGCUGCUGGCUGUCUUGAUAAGGAGGAACAAAGCAAGCGCCUUGUUUGCUUAAAAAAGAAUCUGAAUCUCUCAAGAAGACCAAAUGAAGAUAUAGAAGGACAAAGGAAGAUGUUUGAAAGGGCUUUUUCGAGGGGAAAUGCUUAUUGGGAUGACAUUAGCUCAAAGAAACCUUCGUACGAGAACCGAAGCAACGUGGUACCGUAUGUCUUGCUCACUCAUCGGAAAGGCCUUUACUUGAACUUAUCAGGCCAAAGGGCUGUUGUUUUAUGAAUGUACCUCAAGUUAUGGUUUUUCACUGCUUUGCAGAAUCAUCACACACAACAACCUAUCACCCCUUAGCACUUAUGCUUACAAUUGUUUAAUCAACAUACCACUCGUUGGACACAUCUGAAUGUCCUUUAGUACUGUAGGCCACAUGAAGUUGAGGCCAAGCCACUGUCAUUGUAACUCUGACAAUAUUUGAAUUUAGAUUAGAGUUAACCUUCUUACUAACCUGCUGUAGAAUGGGCUUUUAAAUGAGCUGCUCAUUUUUGUUUAACUAACUGUCUGAUGUUGUGUUAUGCUUUUUCAUGAGUGCUAAAGCAAGUCUUGUUGACAACACCACAGAGGUGUAAAGGAUAUUUUAAAUAACAGUGUGAUAUGAACAUAUUUGCUUUCUUGCAGAGAGUUAGAUGAGAAGACUGCUAACACUCCCAUGUCUGUACAAUAAAUAUGAAGCUAGUUUAGCUUGCUGCAAAGACGUGAAAUGGGGUAAACAGCCAGUCUGGUCCAAAUCUAGCAAAACCUGACUACAAGCCCCUCGAAGGCUCACAAAUUAACAUCCAUGCAAAAACAAAAGUUAAAAAGAUAAAGUAACAGUUUUAUGUGGUGUUAUAUGCUGGACUAUUUCUCGGCCAGAAGCAGUGACUUCCUCCAGUUUUUAUGCUAUGCUAAGCUAACUGUCUUCUGUGUGUAGACUUCUUAAUCAACAGGAAGAUAUGACAGUGGUAUCAAACUUCUCAUCCCGCUCUCAACAAAAAAGUGAACAAACAUAUUUCCUGAAACGUUGAACUAUUCCUCUAAUAGGAUGGGGGGUGGGGGGGUGGGGUCCUCAUAUAUGAUGUUCUCAUAUGUAAGAAAUGUCUAUUGCAGCCAUCUUUGAUUUAGAAGACAUUGUUGAAAGUAUUACCUGCCACUGACAGUCACAGAGUUGCAGUGGCCACUUGACACAAACCGUCAGUAAGUAGCAAGAACAAUUACACUGCUGUCCUCAUGUGAACCUUCACUUAGCCUACUCUUUGGACUGUGCUUGUGAUCACAUCUACUUCCCCGGCUUGCUUUACUUCAGUUGCGUUCUUUAUGUGCGAGAUCUUCUCAUUUGGUUUGAACCCUGACUAAAUGAUCAAAGCAAAUGAGAUGUGAAUGAGAUAACUGAUUUUCUUUUGUGGUGAUAUUCAAAAUCAGCCCAUGGAGAAAUUUAACAACCUUUGCACCAUGAUACGCUGCUCUAUGUAGAGUUAAUUAGUUGACAGUGCUCUUUGGCAGUGUUUUUCUUUGUUGAUUUGUUCUUCACAAGAUAUUCUUAACAGUCCAGCAGUGAUGAUUCAGACUCUGGAAACUUAUCACUUAGUGAAUGCUUUACCACUAAAUUGACUGUGUAACUUUGAUCUAACAAGUUUACUGUAUCAACUCCAACACUCAGGUCUACUGAAGCUUAUCAAAUCACCAAAUGUCUUAGUACAACACAGUAUGUUGUGAACACAUCAACGUCUUAAUCUCUCUUAGAGCUGAAUGUACAAUGGACAAACUGUGAUUUCCCAACCGAGCCCUUUCAUGUGAGGAGCUUUUCUAGUUCCUGUUCUAAUGCUUUUAUGGAAUGCUGUGGUAUGUUCAUGUAUAAGUUGCAGGAAAAGCUUUGAUGUGUUAUUCCUUCCCUCUACAGACUGAGCAAUCAUGAUGCCGCCUUGAUAUGCCACUCUUAAAUCUGGACAACACAAGUGUCUGGAUUAUUGCAGUAUCAGCAAUGUACAUAUUACGAUGACUGUGCCAUUACAAGUGUUUUUUCUCUUCUGUAAAUCAGAGAACUUAGAAUGAGAAAGUUGCAAUAAAGUUUACAUUUUCUUACUUCA
Messenger RNA from Lates calcarifer (barramundi perch), 5153 nucleotides. RefSeq names its product SITS-binding protein. Lineage: Eukaryota; Metazoa; Chordata; Actinopteri; Centropomidae. The record is from RefSeq and is a predicted model, not a curated record. The coding region runs from base 581 to 2662 and encodes 693 amino acids. The transcript is spliced from 10 exons.